AGAUAAUAAACAGACUGUGGUACGACCCAGUGGUGAAAGAGAGAAUGGAAGCGCUGAGAAUCUGCACUCUAACAUGGAACCCACUGAAGCACUUCUUUCACUCUCACGCAUUUCGUCGAACACCUCGAACGCUCGUUUUCCGAGCCUGCUCAUCUUCCACCACCGCUGAUACCAGGGCUGCCGGUCGCAAUCGCCGGAGCUCGGCGUCGUCGUCUACCACUUCGACUUCUGAUAGGGACGCCAUUCGAGCCAUACGCUUGAAGAAGGUUGAAGAAUUGAGAAGCAAGGGGCUUGAUCCGUAUGCUUAUGAAUGGGACAAAACUCACGGUGCUAGUCAGCUGCAAGAUAUCUAUAUAGAUUUGGCAAAUGGUGAGGAAAAAAAUAGUGAGAGUGACCACGUAUCUGUUGCGGGAAGAAUUGUGGCCAGGAGGGCAUUCGGAAAGCUUGCCUUUCUCACACUAAGAGAUGAUUCUGGGUCAAUUCAGCUCUAUUGUGACAAGGAAAGACUCAUAGGGGAUCAGUUUGAAGAGUUAAAGGCACAUGUUGAUAUUGGUGAUAUAUUAGGUGUAAGGGGAACAAUAAAACGCACAGAAAAAGGAGAACUUUCUGUGUGUGUCCAAUCUUUUGCAAUCCUUACAAAAUCUCUGCUUCCACUUCCUGACAAAUAUCAUGGACUAACUGAUAUAGAUAAACGUUAUCGACAGAGGUACGUAGAUAUGAUUGCAAAUCCAGAGGUAGCCGAUGUAUUCCGUAAAAGAGCAAAGGUUGUAUCAGAGAUACGGAGGACUAUGGAUUCUUUAGGUUUUGUUGAAGUUGAAACUCCAGUUUUGCAGGGAGCAGCUGGGGGAGCAGAAGCCAGACCUUUUAUUACAUACCAUAAUUCUCUUGGAAGAGACUUAUAUCUGAGAAUUGCUACCGAAUUACAUCUUAAGAGAAUGCUGGUGGGUGGCUUUGAAAAAGUAUACGAGAUUGGUCGAAUAUUUAGGAAUGAAGGAAUUUCAACUCGACAUAAUCCUGAAUUUACAACUAUAGAGAUGUACGAAGCAUACUCGGAUUAUCAAAGUAUGAUGAGUUUGGCAGAGGAGAUUGUCACUCGAUGUGCUCUAGCAGUUCAUGGGAAGCUUACAGUUGAUUAUCAGGGAGUUGAGAUAUGUCUGGAAAGGCCUUGGAGGAGGGAGACUAUGCACAAUCUUGUUAAAGAAAUUGCUGGGAUCGAUUUCAACGAAUUUGGAGAUGAUAUUGAGGUUGCAAAGCGUGUUACUCUAGAUACCCUUGGAAAGAAUCUUGAUAACAAGGAUAAAGGUUCCAUUGAAGCAUGCCAGUCCGUUGGCCACCUUCUUAAUGAGGUUUUUGAGAUUUUUGUAGAACCAAAGCUCAUCCAACCUACUUUUGUUCUAGACUAUCCGAUUGAGAUAUCUCCCCUUGCCAAACCACACAGAAGAUACACAGGUUUGACUGAGAGAUUUGAACUUUUCAUUUGUGGCCGUGAGUUGGGGAAUGCAUUCUCCGAAUUGACUGAUCCCAUAGAUCAGAGGGGACGCUUGGAAGAUCAAAUUAAACAGCAUGAAAAGAAGAGGUCAGCUAUUUCGGCAAAUGAUGAUAAAAAGGAAGGAAAGGAUGAUGAAGAUGACUCGUAUGAAGUAACUCUUGAUGAUGACUUUCUCACAGCUUUGGAAUACGGAAUGCCUCCAGCUUCGGGAAUGGGACUUGGAAUUGAUAGGCUCGUGAUGCUUUUGACAAAUUCUCCCAGUAUUCGAGAUGUUAUCGCCUUCCCAGUACUCAAGUUGCAGCAAUAGUGAUAUGUUUGUGAGUUCACUGUGCUCACUUUUUGCUCUUUCCUUAAUUAUAUAUGAAAUCGUUUGUAGAACAUGUAACAAGAUCAAGUUAUUUAUUAUUCCUCAAAUUACCUGUUUGGGAGUUUUGAUUUCUGGUAAGGCAAAAUAUGUCACUUAGAAUAUCAACAAAGGAUUAGUUAUUCUUCUCCUACAAUAUCAUUAUUAUUGUCUUCUAGAAGAAAGUUAAGUUGAUGGU
This is a messenger RNA of Vigna umbellata (rice bean), 2031 nucleotides long. Lineage: Eukaryota; Viridiplantae; Streptophyta; Magnoliopsida; Fabales; Fabaceae. The record is from RefSeq and is a predicted model, not a curated record.